Molecule: messenger RNA, 543 nt
Organism: Adineta ricciae
Lineage: Eukaryota; Metazoa; Rotifera; Eurotatoria; Adinetida; Adinetidae
Source: the annotation of a GenBank genome assembly
AUGACGGAGUUUUGUGUGAACGAUUAUCCGUACAAUCUGGAUUAUUGGAAUAUCUCUUCACAAAUCAAUUAUUCGCCAAAUCAGUCUCAAUUUGUUGAACUAGCAAAUGUACAAAAUGAAAUAUCGAUAACGAAUGAUGCACACACAAAUCAUAGUAGUCUUCCACCUCCACAAACUAUCAUGUAUAACUUCCAACUGCCAGAAAAUUCUUCUAAAUUUCACACGAUUUCCAAUGUUGAUACACCGAAAUACCAAUGUCUUGUUUGUAAUGAUUCCUCAACAUCGCAUCAUUAUGGUGUUCGAACAUGUGAGGGUUGUAAAGGCUUUUUCAAACGAACCGUACAGAAAAAUGCGAAAUAUGUUUGUCUAUCGGAGAAGAAUUGUCUUGUAGAUAAACGCCGUCGUAAUCGUUGCCAAUGGUGCCGAUUUCAGAAAUGUUUAGCAGUUGGAAUGAUCAAAGAAGUUGUUCGUACUAACGAAUUAAAAGGCCGUCGGGGUCGUCUACCAUCGAAAUUUAUUCAAAACAAAACGAUUGAACAAUGA